This is a messenger RNA of Budorcas taxicolor (takin), 1914 nucleotides long. It is a transcript of the gene ZDHHC18, whose product is annotated as zinc finger DHHC-type palmitoyltransferase 18. Gene Ontology annotation, biological process: peptidyl-L-cysteine S-palmitoylation; protein targeting to membrane. Bases 56 to 1285 code for a protein of 409 amino acids. Gene Ontology annotation, molecular function: protein-cysteine S-palmitoyltransferase activity. NCBI's taxonomy places the organism in Eukaryota, Metazoa, Chordata, Mammalia, Artiodactyla, Bovidae. Gene Ontology annotation, cellular component: Golgi apparatus; endoplasmic reticulum. The record is from RefSeq and is a predicted model, not a curated record. The transcript has 9 exons.
CCCGUGCGGCCCGGCCGGCCCGCGGGGCGCGGAGCCGAGGUCCGCGGCCGGCCGCAUGAAGGACUGCGAGUACCAGCAGAUAAGCCCCGGGGCCGCCCCGCCGCCCGCCUCCCCCGGGGCGCGCCGCCCCGGCCCCGCCGCGCCCCCCGGCCCGGGCCCCGGGCCCCCGCCGCCCGCCGCCGCGCCGCGCUGGAGCAGCAGCGGCAGCGGCAGCGGGAGCCUCGGCCGCCGCCCGCGGCGCAAGUGGGAGGUGUUCCCGGGCCGCAACCGCUUCUACUGCGGCGGCCGCCUCAUGCUGGCCGGCCACGGCGGCGUCUUCGCACUCACGCUGCUGCUCAUCCUCACCACCACCGUCCUCUUCUUCGUCUUCGACUGUCCCUUUUUGGCCCGCCACCUGACCCUCGCCAUCCCCAUCAUUGCUGCCAUCCUGUUUUUCUUCGUCAUGAGCUGCCUGCUGCAGACAAGUUUCACCGACCCCGGAAUCCUGCCCCGGGCCACGGUCUGUGAGGCAGCUGCCCUGGAGAAACAGAUCGACAACACAGGCAGUUCCACGUACCGGCCGCCCCCUCGGACGCGGGAGGUGACGAUCAACGGGCAGGUGGUGAAGCUGAAGUACUGCUUCACCUGUAAGAUGUUCCGGCCGCCCCGGACCUCGCACUGCAGUGUCUGUGACAACUGUGUGGAGCGGUUCGACCAUCACUGCCCCUGGGUGGGCAACUGCGUGGGGAAACGGAACUACCGCUUCUUCUACGCAUUCAUCCUCUCCCUCUCCUUCCUGACGGCCUUCAUCUUCGCCUGCGUGGUCACCCACCUGACGCUGCGCUCUCAGGGAAGCAACUUCCUCUCCACUCUGAAGGAGACACCAGCGAGCGUGCUGGAGUUGGUGAUCUGCUUCUUCUCCAUCUGGUCCAUCCUGGGCCUCUCAGGGUUUCACACUUACCUCGUCGCCUCAAACCUGACAACUAAUGAAGACAUCAAAGGCUCGUGGUCCAACAAGAGGGGCGGCGAGGCCUCUGUCAACCCCUACAGCCAUAAAAGUGUCAUCACCAACUGCUGUGCUGUGCUGUGUGGCCCCCUACCUCCCAGCCUGAUUGACCGGAGGGGAUUUGUGCAGUCUGACACCGUGUUGCCCUCGCCCGUCAGAAGCGACGAGCCAGCCUGCGGAGCCAAGCCUGAUGCCAGCAUGUGUGUGCGGGGGCUUAAGGACCUCCUGAGGACCGCUGCUCUCUGCCUCUCCAGGAGCGGCCUGGGGGGCACCAGGCCCCCGGCACCUCCACCUGCCUAACCUGUGGCCCGUCUGCCACCGUCUGUGCCUACAGGGUCUGCCCCCAAGCCUGCCCCACACGUAUUCUCUCUAGAGCACCCCCCAGAGGAGACAGGAGUUGGCCUCUCUGCCCCCGCUCUCACUCCGCUCACACGGCCAGAGUGUAGAAGGCCAGAAAGCAGCUGUCAGCACAAUGAUGUCAGACUCUGCUGAAACUCGCCCUCCCCUCCUCCACCUUCCUUCCCCUUCCCCAGAUCUGUCAGGAGUCAAGACUCUAGGAAUCUUGCCUUACAGCCUGCCCACCCCAGGAUCAGGCAGAGCUCUAGUCUAGCCGAGCAGGUUUCUUCAGGAGCCUUCUGGAGUGUUGAUGACGCUGCUGAACAAGUUUGGUGACUGUUCUGAGCACAGCUGGUUUGACACUGUUCCCACGCCCCCCCCCCCCGCCCCCCACCCAGCGGGUAGGACGCAAGGAGGACGCUGUCCCCCUUUGCUUCAGGCACCGAGGGGCCGGGCUAGCGCUGACAGUCCUGAGCUCUUCAGAGGAACUGAAGGCAACCAGGCGGGCCUAGGGAAUCUGCUGAGCCCAUGGCGGGGUGGGGGUGGGGGGCUGCUUGUCUAUUGUCCUGUACCUUUUUUUAACCGAAAUAAAG